Messenger RNA from Chelmon rostratus (copperband butterflyfish), 1401 nucleotides. RefSeq names its product tetraspanin-9. The coding region runs from base 246 to 965 and encodes 239 amino acids. The transcript is spliced from 9 exons. The record is from RefSeq and is a predicted model, not a curated record. Lineage: Eukaryota; Metazoa; Chordata; Actinopteri; Chaetodontiformes; Chaetodontidae. Gene Ontology annotation, cellular component: membrane.
CUCCUCUUCUCCAGCCAUCGACGAAACUUGAAAGGUGACUCCUCAGUUUUGCUCCGCCGGAUUUUGUGCCUCCACACGGAGCGAUGCUGCGAGGCGAAGCGGCAGAAGUCGGCAUGUGAAGCUUUCUGCGGCUGAAUCUCGACACGUUAGCGGGAAGAUGAGCUCCAGUUCGUAGGCAGCGGUACGUCACUCCGGCUCCUCCGUUCUCCUGCGUCUCCUCCUGAACUGUGCCUGUCGAUUCAAACAUGGCUCGUGGUUGCAUCUGCUGCGUUAAAUACAUGCUCUUCCUCUUCAACCUGCUCUUCUGGCUGGGUGGGUGUGGACUGUUGGGGGUCGGCGUGUGGCUGUCGGUGUCUCAGGGCAGCUUCGCCACCCUGUCGCCCUCCUUCCCGUCGCUCUCCGCCGCCAAUGUCAUCAUCACCCUCGGCACGGUCGUCAUGGUGACGGGUUUUCUGGGUUGCCUGGGUGCCAUCAAGGAGAACAAGUGCCUGCUGCUGAGUUUUUUCAUCGUUCUGUUGGUCAUCCUCUUGGCUGAACUUAUCCUCCUCAUCCUGUUCUUCGUCUACACUGACAAGGUGAGCGAAAAUGCCAAACGGGACCUGAAAGAAGGGCUGGUGCUGUAUAACACAGAUAACAACGCCGGCCUGAGGGAUGCAUGGAACACCAUACAGGGAGAGUGGCGAUGUUGUGGCGUGAUGAACCACAAUGACUGGUACACUGCCCUGCAUGACAAUGUGGUUCCUGACCGCUGCUGCCAGCAGUUUUACCAGGGCUGUGGACGCAACGCCUCCAAUGCCUUCUGGACACGGGGUUGCUAUGAGAAGGUGGAGGAGUGGCUGGAUGACAACAAACACCUUCUGGGAACCAUCGCCAUGUGUGUGUUGGUCAUACAGCUCCUUGGUAUGGCUUUCUCUAUGACACUUUACCAACAGAUCCACCGAGCAGGGAAGAAGUAUGAAGCCUGAUGGGAUUGACUCGGCCAUACUGUUAAUUUUGGGGACAAACAUAUCACCUUGUGUCCAAUCCCAUAGCGGCAUGUCUGUUACUCUCACCUGUUGUUUAUAGUAAAAAUAAGCCAGUUAUUGUGUGCCACUACAGCCUUUUAUCUCACAUUCCUUCAUCUAUCCACCCAUUUAUUGUUGUGAAUAGCAUCUUUCUUACAUUUUGCUUUUGAAAACCACACUAUAAUGCGUGUUUUCAUGUAAAAUAUUUGUGAUGAGGAUAGGUCUGUGACAGAACUGAGAUAAAAAAAGACUGAGGAGAACAGGGUUUUUGUCUUGGUUGUUUAAAGUCAUGCCUGUGGAAAAAUACAAGUGGAUCUAUUCAGAUACGGUAAAACAAGCCUUGUGUACUAACACGUUCAAUAAAAGCACUCUUCACAAGUGUUUGAAUGUUUUCUUU